Molecule: messenger RNA, 776 nt
Organism: Prorocentrum cordatum
Lineage: Eukaryota; Dinophyceae; Prorocentrales; Prorocentraceae
Source: the annotation of a GenBank genome assembly
UCUCUCUCUCUCUCUCUCCCUCUCCCUCUCUCCUUCUCUCUCUCCCCCUCUCCCUCUCUCCAUCUCCUGCCAUGUCCCCAUCGGUCCCUGCCCUCGGGGCGAGCGAUGACUCCUGAGCUGAGCGCUCUGCUCCGGAGAGGCCCUUGGCUCCUCUGCCUCCCCUCCUCGCCAGAUCAGGAACGCGUGCCGGCACCCCUCGCGCGCACAGGCGCAAACCCGAAAUGCAGCUCGCCCGCGGCUGCGCCCUGGUGCUGCCCCUGUGGUGGCGGCUCGCGCUGAGCGCCUCGCUCAGGUCCGGCGGCUCGACGGCCUCCAGCUCCCUUCUGCAGGUAGAGGCGGAGGACCGCCGCUUCUGGUCCGGGCAGUGGGACAAGCUCGAGUCGGAGCUCCAGCGCCUGCAGGCCGCCGUGGACGCGGUCGGCAACAACAGCUCGACGCACGUCGCCGCGGUCAGAGAGGCCGUCCCCUCCAACGGCACGAAGCGGCACCACGUCAAUCCCCUCGCCGGCAUCAAGCUGAACUUGAAUCCGAAAAGCACCGCGGAUCUUCUCCCGGCGCUCGCCAUGCUCAAGUCGCUCUACGAGGAGGGUAAGCAGAACAUCGCAAACCUGAACGAGCGCGAGAAGCAGUCCAAGACCUUCAUCGAGGAGAAGGAGGCCCAGCACAAGAAGAAGCUGGCAGAGAUCGAGGCGAAAUUCAAGAAGGGCGUCCUCUCCGCCGAGUUCCGCGCCAACGAGACGCGCGACGAGCAGCGCUCGUGGACCUACUGGUCGCAC